Molecule: messenger RNA, 387 nt
Organism: Drosophila serrata
Lineage: Eukaryota; Metazoa; Arthropoda; Insecta; Diptera; Drosophilidae
Source: RefSeq, a predicted model, not a curated record
AUGAACCAGUUAUCCUUUGUAGGCUGCCUCUUGCUCUGCUCUAUGGUGGUUCAGGGAGCCUUCCAGGACUUUGUGAUAGGACCUGAGUCCUAUUUGGGGGAUGUAGAGCCGCCCAUUAAUGAGGACCAGUUUUUGGACGACGACGCAGAGCAGGAUGUUAUGGUGUCAUUCCAGGAUGUACAGAGGAAUGGAGUGGUGGACACCAGUCUGCUAAUGAAGGCUCUUAUGCAGCAUGCCAAUCGCUUGGGCAUGAGUUUGGAUGAGUUAGCCGGCUUGAAUAUGGGAGGAGACGAUGAGGCGUUUACUAACCAACUGGGCUGCUCGUCUGACGAAGAUGAAUUCAACUACCAGGACAGACCCACCUGGCGGGAUGUGCUCUUCAACUAA